Grammomys surdaster is the source of this 2001-nucleotide messenger RNA. It is a transcript of the gene Akr1d1, whose product is annotated as aldo-keto reductase family 1 member D1. The transcript has 9 exons. Gene Ontology annotation, biological process: bile acid biosynthetic process. Gene Ontology annotation, cellular component: cytosol. Gene Ontology annotation, molecular function: steroid dehydrogenase activity; ketosteroid monooxygenase activity; aldose reductase (NADPH) activity. NCBI's taxonomy places the organism in Eukaryota, Metazoa, Chordata, Mammalia, Rodentia, Muridae. The record is from RefSeq and is a predicted model, not a curated record. Bases 51 to 1028 code for a protein of 325 amino acids.
CUCUGUGCUGUUCAGAAUCACCUCUAGAAGCUUCACAUUCCUUCUGUACAAUGAACCUCAGCACUACAAACCACCAAGUAUCCCUAAAUGAUGGAAGCAGCAUUCCAAUCAUUGGGCUUGGAACCUUUUCAGAUCCUAAACCGGUCCCUGGAAAGACCUAUGUGGCAGUGAAGACAGCUAUUGAUGAGGGGUACCGGCACAUCGAUGGGGCCCACCUCUACAACAAUGAGCAUGAAGUUGGUGAGGCCAUCAGAGAAAAGAUAGCAGAAGGGAAGGUGAAGAGGGAAGAGAUUUUCUACUGCGGGAAGUUAUGGUGUACAGAGCAUGUCCCAGAGUUGGUCCGCCCAGCCCUGGAAAGGACGCUAAAGGCCCUCCAGCUAGAUUACAUAGACCUUUAUAUCAUUGAAUUGCCCAUGGCCUUUAAGCCUGGAAAGGAAACUUAUCCUGUAGAUGAAAAUAACCGAGUGAUAUACUACAAAUCAAAUCUGUGUGCCACGUGGGAGGCAUUGGAAGCUUGCAAAGAUGCUGGCUUGGUGAAAUCCCUUGGGGUGUCUAAUUUUAACCGCAGGCAGCUGGAGCUCAUCUUGAACAAGCCAGGACUCAAGUACAAGCCAGUCACCAACCAGGUGGAGUGCCACCCGUAUUUCACCCAGGCAAAGCUCUUGAAAUUCUGCCAGCAGCACGACAUCGUCAUUGUCGCCUAUAGCCCCUUAGGGACCUGUCGCAACCCAUCAUGGGUGAAUGUAUCUUCUCCACCCUUGUUAAAUGACGAACUCCUAACCUCACUGGGGAAAAAGUACAACAAGACACAGGCUCAAAUCGUGUUGCGUUUCACCAUCCAGCGAGGGAUAGUUGUCAUUCCUAAAAGCGUUACCCCCGAAAGGAUCAAAGAAAACUUUCAGAUCUUUGACUUUUCUCUCACCGAAGAAGAAAUGAAGAACAUUGAAGCCUUGAAUAAAAACAUCCGCUAUGUGGAACUGCUCAUGUGGAGUGACCAUCCUGAAUACCCAUUUCACGACGAAUACUGAACAUGGAAAUUUCUUCAACGGAGUUUUUCCCCCCUCUCAUUCAAGAUCUUGAGCUGGUUAACCCCCUCCAGACGUAGAGAUAAAUGGGGUCUUGCUAUCUUCAGAUUAAGAUGAACAGAACACACCAUGAAUAACCUUUGUGUAGUAUUAACCUAGCUCUAAUGAAGAAAAAAAGAAGUUUUAAAUCUAAGUAGUUCUUUGCAAAUUAUUUUACUAAUAUCUUUAGAUCAAUGUCUUCUAGACUAUUGAUGGAAAUCAUUAAACUUGACUUCAAAAGUAGCAUAUAAAAAUAAGUUCUAACCCAUGACCCUGAGACUACCGCAGGGAGUCUGAUUUGUUUAGCCUUCAGCAGGGCAACAAAGAGAUUUGCAGUUGGCAUGCUUCCAGGUGCUGACCAUGACCUUGACUUACCAAUCGUUUGGACCAUUAGUUGCGAGAUGAACACAACCAAGACAGAAACCACAUGCCAAUAUUAAUGCAUCUUGAGUAUAGACAGAACUGGAAGUCUAGAAAUGUCCUAAAGAAAAACAUACGGGGUAGAGGUUUCUGCAGGAGUGCUUGCCUGGCAGGUUGGAGACCCAGGAUGAGGAUGGGGAGUCAGGACAAUCAGAAAAGCCAUAAUGGUUCUGUUUUUGUCGUUUGUUUCCAUCCAGUGUGCCCAUUCAGCUUUUAAUGUGCUGAAGGAUGGACAGUACUGAUUCUUUCUUAAAUUGUUUUUGUUCGGGGCGGUGGGGAGUUGAGACAGGGUCUCGUGUCAUUCAGGCUGCUCACAAACUUGCUGUGCAUCUGAGACCAGUCUUGAAUCCUGAACCCCUGAUCUCUCCUCCAUCUUUAAUGCCCUGAGCUUCCACAUGACUGAUAAGCCCUACUUGUACUGUGCUGCAAUCAUUCUUGCCCACACUCAUCAAGAAAACCACCAUGUAAGGUGACAAGAAACAAUCAAUAUAUACAAAUCAAGAAUUGUAUCAUAAAA